AUGAAUUAUCAAAAUUCAUCUGACGGUUUUGUUUUACCAUACAGUAAUAAUCUUGCCACUGAAUCAUAUAACACAGCUUCGCUACGAACUGCAAGAAGGCGUGUCAUGGCAUACGCUGAUAAUUUUUCUUUUUCGGGGACAAUGCCAAAUCACGAGAUAAAUCCAUUGUCUUCUGUAUCGUCGCAUGUUACAACACAUAAACAUAUAUAUAGUGUGGACAAUGAUUCAAGGAUAAAUUCUCAUACAAGUCUUGCAAGCACUCUUGCACAUGAAAUUUCUACCCUUAAUAGCGACUCUCCUUUACUUGAUCCUUCUAGUCCUAAUCCUGAUAACAACAAUGUUAUACAUGACACUAAUUCCCCUUUAUUUUCUCCUUCCGUUCGUUCCUCUCGUCAAUUUACUCACAUUCAUAAAAAGAGGUUAUCAAGAACUAUGCAACAUAUUUCCUCUUUUAUAAAACUUACCGUAAAUAUUUCUCCAUCUAUAUCAUUUCCUGUUACUAUUGAAAAAACAUAUACAGUAGAAAGGUUGGCCAGACAAAUCGAGGCUGAAUAUGCUUUUAAAUAUGGUGGUAUUGAAGAAAGAUCUAUUCAUGAACCUCUUGAAGUAGGUUUACUUUAUGAUGUUAGUAUGGUUGCAUUGCGAUUUCGCGAUCUCGUAGGUGAUGUUUUAGAACAUGGUGAUAUUGUUAAUGCACUUAAUGUUUAUGAAGGUUGUAGUCGAUGUUCUAAUGGUAUUGAAUAUACUGAUCUUGACUUUGAAUUCCAAGAUUUUGAUCUUGGUCUUGACAAAGAUUUUAUGUUGAAUAAAUGUAGAGAAAGUCGCAGAUUCAGCUUACCAAUUAUUUCUAACAAUGAUAGUUUACAGAACAAUGAUACCUCCGUUCCUUUAAGUCAAACUACUCCCAUAUCUGACCCUCAUCUUUCAUUAAGUCCAUUGCCCAUUUCACAAAGUUCUCAAUCUAAUUUUAGAUCUAUCCUUUCUAAUGUGCUUGCUUUAAAUUAUUUUCAAAAAUUCUCUAUUCGAGAAUUUUCCGUUGAAAAUUUGUUAUUUUGGCUUGACAUUGAACUUUUCGCUGCUGGAACUUGUGAAAUAGAAGAUAAUUACUUUGAAGAUCAACAAAGUGCCAUUAUUCAUGCAAAAUAUAUCUAUUUAACUUAUAUAGGAACAAAUGCCCCUUUACAAGUUAAUCUUAGUGAUGAAAUAAGGAAAGAUAUUACUUGGCCAUUGGAUGAUGAUUGUAUAGUAGAAAGAAAUAUGUUUGAUGAAGCUCAAGAAGCUGUUUAUCAAUUAAUGAAAGGUCAUUCUUUUACGCGUUUUGAAUCAAGUCCUGAAUGGAAAGAAUGUGAAAAGAUAAAAAUGGAUGACUCUAAAGAAUAUGAAGACCGUGAAAUGACUGAACCACUUGGUCGUUAUUUCCAUCCAAAUAUGUCAUUAAUGCUCGCAAUCACCAUGGCACUUGAUGAUAAUUGCAAUCCUGCUCCAACUUCUCAUCAUUAUAAAGAACAAACUUUACAUUCCAUUCUUUCUCAAUAUUUUCCAGAGACUAUCCUUCUUGAUAACAAUGGAAAAAGAAGAAGUCAAAAUAUUACUGAUAAAAAUUCAAGUGAAACUGUAUCUUUAAAUGGUUAUUUUGAUAGUGAAAAUAGAAUGACCAAUGCUCAAAAAAUGAGAAAAAUUAAAAAAGAGCGAAAACUUCGUUGGGUAUUUGGUGAAAAGAUUGGAAGAAUCAAAGAUCAGCCUGUAGUUUUACCAGGUGAAUUCAGAUAUGGUGAUGGAAAAUUAAGAUUUGACGAUGAGGAUCAUGAUGCGAUGAGCAUGUUUUCCAAUGAUUCUGAAAGUAGAAAAUUUGCUAAAGAAAUAUGGAUUAAGAAAAAAAGAAAAGAUAAACUGGAAUUUAUAUUAGGUCGUGGAUUAAAAGAUAGAAAUAGUUUCAAAGAUUCUUUACCAAGAUCUCUUGAUAAUAAUGUUACACCUAAUAAUAACGAUCGUAAUAACAUCCAUUCAUUCUCAUUGAAUGUAUUAAGUCCUGAUGAUCGAAGGAGAAUGGUUAAAAAGAAUAAAAAAUUACAAGUAAUGCUUGGUGAGGCUUUGGAUGAAAACAUGAUUCGUCAAACUAUAACCAUUCCAGCUACACAAUCUCCAAGUUUAUUAUGGAAUAAUAAAAAUAGAUUUAAUAGCGAUGUUGGAUUAUCAAAUAAACCUCAUCUUAUUCGUAGGGCCUCUGAUUCAAUGAUUAUAUCCCCAUUACCUUCACCAAACAAUAUCAUAACUCCACCAACAACUCCUCCAACUUAUUCAGAUGAAAACGAUGAUCAAAAUUGUAUCAAACAUCAACCCUCAAAUUCUGUCACUUCUUUCACAAAUUCAAAACAUUCUCAUUUAACUGCCGCUAAUAAAGACACUAAGGAAUAUCGAAGAAAGAAAUUACAAAAACUUUAUAAUUUUCUGGGUGAACACGUUCCUAUUGAUAUUGUAUUGGGUGAAAAAGAUAAUUAUAAGACCUCAUUACUUCCAGAUCCAUUACCGGAUCCCCCUAAACGAAAGUCUAAAGGAAGACCAAAUUCUUUAUCAUUUACCUCGAAAAAGAAUUCAUCAAAUAGUAAUAUUGAUGCUCAAGCAACAUUAACCCUUCCAAGGUUAUCUGCUGUAGAUAGAAAACGUCAUCUUCACAGAGCAAUUAAGUUAGAAAAAUUGUUUGGGGAAGCUCCUCCUCAAGAUCUAAUAUUUCAGAAUUUACGUUCCAGAAACUUUACUGAUUCAAUAUCAUCCAUUGACAUUCAUCGUAGAAGUAUAAUGUCUCUUGAAUAUUUAAUGGAAAAUGAUAGAAAUGCUAUGUAUGAUCUCAUCGAUUACAUGGCAGAUAGUGAUGGUGAAAAUAAUGAUGAUGACUACGAGGAGGAAUUUGUUGCUCCAUUAUCUGCUCCUGUAACUCCUAAUCCUAGUAGUUCAUUGAAAUUUGAUUUACCUCAAAUAGAUCAGAAACAAGCAAAAUUGAAGGGAAUCCGUAAAUUGUCUCACUUCUUUGGUGCAACUUAUGGACAAAUGUUUCCUGAUCAAGUCCUUGGUGAAUUAUUAGGAGAUCUUGAAAGAGAAAUUAGAGAAGAGGCUCGACAAAAUGAGGAAGUUGAUAAAGCCGUUGUUGCAGGAUUAAUGGGUCAAUUAGAAGAAUUAAGAGCAAAAAGUGGUGAAUUAGGACCAAAUUCAGACGAUGAGAAUAUUACUGAAGAAUUAUCUUUGACAGAUAAUGAAUCGGAUGAGAUACAUAAGAGAUUAGAACUAAACCGUAAAAAGAGAGAUCUUAAACCACAAAGUGUACUUUAA
Messenger RNA from Cetraspora pellucida, 3324 nucleotides. Lineage: Eukaryota; Fungi; Glomeromycota; Glomeromycetes; Diversisporales; Gigasporaceae. The record is from the annotation of a GenBank genome assembly.